GACAAGCGUCAAAACUGUGUACAAACUGCCAAGGCUUUGGCUGUUCUCUUCUUCCUCUGAUCAUAACCAGCUCUCUCUCUCUCUCUCUCUCUCUCUCUCUCUCUGUAGGGCUCCUCUAACUGCCAAGGCUUCUGCAAUUCAACGCUGUUGCUCCUCAAGAAGCACUUGAUCUUCUUUCCUAAUCUUCGAUUGAAGUUUCUCUAUGGCGAUGAAGACUCGCAGAUCUUCCGUUGGAUUACAACAGGAACCCAUUUCGGUUCGUAACUUCAAUACUAGAUUUUCUUUACAAACUUUUGUCAGAAGGGUAGAAAAAUUGUCUGACAACCAGAAAACUGCCAUAAAGGGGAUGGGGUUCGGACACUUGAUUCAGAUGCCAUAUCAAUCAUUGUCGAGAAAUCUUCUAGCUGAACUGAUGGACAGAUGGGAUUGUCAAAAACGUGCUUUUGUAUUUGUUCCUGGGGAGAUUGCCAUGACCCUUAUGGAUGUGGUACUAAUUCUUGGUCUACGGGUGACUGGUAAACCUGUAGUCCUCAAAGAAAGUGAACCGUAUAUACAAUUAGAAAGAGAAUACGGUGCUUUAAUUUGGAAUAGGAAGAUUCCAAUUGCUUCAAUUGAGGAGAGACUAGACUCCCUUGGCGAAGCUGUAAACAAUGAUUUUAUUCGGUCAUUCUUAUUGUUCACCUUUGGGACAAUACUUUUUCCAAACGCAAAUGGAAAGGUGGAUUCCCGCUAUCUCUCUCUUCUCCAGGAUUUGGAUGAGGUUUGUCAUUGUGCAUGGGGUGCUGCUGUUCUUGAAAAUAUAGUCGACUGGUUGUGUAAAAGAAGGGAGACAAAUGUGCAACAUAUGGGAGGUUGUCUUAUUUUCCUUCAAAUAUGGUCCUAUGAGCAUAUAGAUAUUGGUCGGCCUACUUUGCUCGAUUUUCCUAUGACUUUCCCCCGUGCUUGCCGUUGGGGAAGUAUCAGGUCUCGUCAGAGACAGUGGUUCACCUCUAAGUUUAAGGAACUAGGAAAGGAUCAGAUAGUGUGGAAGCUUCUACUAACUUCUGAGGAGUCAAAAAUGGAUACAAUCAAAGAGUUAUUAGAGGCACAAAGCGAUGGCGAAGAGCUUGCUGCUCAGAGAUUUAAUGUUUCAAUUGACAAGGUGAAUAAUGGGAGAACCAGACUACAAAUUAUGGGCCAAUGGAUUGCUGAAAUGGAAUGUGAAUCAGAAACGAAUAUAGCAAAAGAACUCCAUGGAGUUGAGGAAGAUUCUUCCAAAAUAACGAGUCCAAGUAAAAACGAGGAUAUUUUAGAAACGUCUCAUAAUGAGUCAAAGGUGCAAGGAGUGCGCAUGGAGCACCCGUGGACAAUUUCAGACUCUUCCUCACCUAUUAUCAUUAGUGAUGAGGACGAUGAGGAUUACUUGAGAGCAAGAGAGCAGAAUAUGAAAUUGAAGAGAGAGAUUGAUGUGCUGAGGAAAGAGAAUCAAGUUCUUAAAAAUCAGCUGUUGUCAUGUUCCACGCUUGAAACGGAGAACGACAAGUUGAGAAAGGAAGUGGGGGAUUUGAGACGGGAAUACCAACUUGCUAAUAGUCUUGUGUCUCGACUAGAAAGACUAGUACUUGGUGAAGAUGGCAAUGCAACAAAAGAACAGAGUUCACCAUACAAUGGAAAUGGGGAAACAUGCAACUGGAAAUAGCACCCCCAAAUAUUUAAUAUUAACUAUAUCUGAAAAGAACAAGAUGCUUUAAACGUCGACAAUGCUUCUACAAUCUGUUCAUCCUUUUCUCUCUUUGCAGAACAUUCUGCACUAACUCAUGAUCUUCCUGGUUAGCAUGUACGUUGGCAACGUCGGUUUUUGCUUCGUCUUCAUACUUUACAGGGGUAUACUAGUACCAUUGAAAACGAUUUGGUUGCUCAACCAGUCUGCGGUGUCCGAUUUGGGAGAAAAAUUUAUGAUUUUGCGUGUAAAUACAUUGAAUAGUGGAUAUUACAAGGAGCAAGGAUGCAUAAGUGGACACAAACCUGAAGGCAAGAAUUGCAAUCAGCAAAUCUUAGGGUCCUAAUUGUGGAUGCGGGAAAAAGUUUAUCAUUGCACUGCCGCAAAGAGCAAAAUUACUGGGAAGGGCGUUCUUGUUCCAUUCUUUUGGACCAGAAUCAAAGGAAAGCAAUUUACCUUCGGUGGAACUGCUUUGUUCACCAGAUAGUUAUGUCCAGCCCCGCCUUUUAGAGUCAGGGUGGCAAGACUUUUCACAAUAGUUCAUCUUUUUUAACCACAUGUGCUGCUCUGACUGCUACGAUAUUUCAGACUUUGGAACUGCCCCUUAGACCAUGGCUUCAUUGCUCAUAGGAAAAGUUUUUUGGUAGUUUUCUUUUGGCUCAGCUAGAAGGAAUCUAUUGAUCAGGAAAUCGACAGUACGUGAGAUGGGACUAGCAACCUCGACUAUUGUAAAUUUGUAAGGCUCUUCCAUGAUUGUAUCCAUUGAAAGAUGAUCUUCACAAAGUCGAGAUUUUGCUCUUUCUUUUGACAAGGUGGCGGAUUAUUAUUAGCAAAGGCAAGACUUUGGAUGCUGCAUAUUACUGCGGUUUUAACUUCGCCGGUUUGCUGUUUCUAUGAUAAUGACAACAUUUGGACUUGUAUCCCAUUAAUGGCAUCAGUUGGUUCUCAUGUAUGGUACUGGUAGUCUUUUAUAUAUCAUCAGGGGUAUAGUGAUCUUUCGGCCAGUGGUCCAUUCUGUUUCUCCACUUGCUCUGGAGAUGAUUACUUCUCAAGAAAGACACUCUUCAAAAGAAUUUGCAUCUUUUCCCCUCAGGUAAAUAUUUUGGUUUUUUUUUUUGGCUCAGCAAGAAGAAAUCUAUUGAUCAAGAAAUGUAGAGUACAGGAGAUGGUCCAACAACCUCUCAUAUUAUCUCUCUUUCAAGAUUUGGUAUCCAAUGGUGAUCAUUACUGGCAAGUUGGUGAAUCAUUGUUAGUAGAGGCAAGAUUUCUGAUGCCACAUUUUACUGCAGUUUUAACUUCCCUGCUUUCUUGUUUCUAUGAUGUGGACAUGGGCUUGGACUUGUAUCCCAUGGAUGGAAUCACUAGGUUAUCAUUCUAGAUAUAAUCAGAUGUUGUAGUUAUCUUUCAGCCGGUGUGUUCUGUUCUCCACUUAUUCACAUCUUUUCCCAUCAGGUACCUUGUUCUUCCAUUUGUUUUUCUACGCGAUAAGCUUCUCGAUCUACGGAUAGCUGAUUUUUGUUCUAUUAUUUGAGCUUGAAUCUAUACAGGCGAAUGAGUUGUAUCUGUUUUUGAUAGUUUUCUGCUUUUCCUGCGUGCAAUUUUCGGCGUUUAGAUCUCGUUUUGGCCUGUUCGCACAUUUCCUUAUUCUCAAUCUCUUCUGCAUUCAAAGUCUCGUUUAGAUAUUUUUUUCUCGUAGGUGGCCUGGGGUAAUAUU
This is a messenger RNA of Rhododendron vialii, 3413 nucleotides long. Its product is annotated as protein MAINTENANCE OF MERISTEMS-like. The record is from RefSeq and is a predicted model, not a curated record. The transcript is spliced from 9 exons. Bases 203 to 1678 code for a protein of 491 amino acids. Lineage: Eukaryota; Viridiplantae; Streptophyta; Magnoliopsida; Ericales; Ericaceae.